AUGGUUUCAUCCACUAGAAUACUACAGUACACCACCAGAUACAGAUAUCUCAUCGUACCUAUCAUUACCUUCCUUCUCAACACGGCACAACAGGAUCAGUCUGCUCAUCAUGACACAGACCACUUCCAGCAAGGCCCAAAGGCCACCCACUCGAAUCGAUGCACAGCCUCAAUAACAACCAGCCGCGAGUCUCCCACUCCCUCACUCCCUCCGCUCAAGGACAACUCACUCCCCCGUCUCAGCUACAGGCAUCUAAGCCAAACUAUGCCCGCCAUCGCCGCAAUCCUACACCAUGCCUCUCUCCGGAAGAAGAAAGCGCAGCCGACAACGCCGCCAACGCCGCCUACGCCGCGAAAGCCGUCCGUCUACCCUGUCCAUGCCGCUCACUCCGCCCACGCCGCCCACGCCGCCCACGCCGCACAUCCCUGA
Aplosporella prunicola CBS 121167 is the source of this 429-nucleotide messenger RNA. RefSeq lists its product as uncharacterized. Lineage: Eukaryota; Fungi; Ascomycota; Dothideomycetes; Botryosphaeriales; Aplosporellaceae. The record is from RefSeq and is a predicted model, not a curated record. The transcript has a single exon. The coding region runs from base 1 to 429 and encodes 142 amino acids.